Aspergillus wentii DTO 134E9 is the source of this 510-nucleotide messenger RNA. RefSeq names its product CFEM domain-containing protein. Bases 1 to 510 code for a protein of 169 amino acids. Lineage: Eukaryota; Fungi; Ascomycota; Eurotiomycetes; Eurotiales; Aspergillaceae. The transcript has 3 exons. The record is from RefSeq and is a predicted model, not a curated record.
AUGAAGCUCCAAUAUACUUCUUUCGCCCUCACUGCCUGUUUGAGCACUGCUGCUGCAAUGGGUCUGUCUGACCUUCCCGCUUGUGCUAAAGACUGCGCGACUGGCUCGAUCCCCUCGCAUUGCAAUUCCAUUGACGCCAAGUGUAUUUGCUCCGAUAAAUCAUUCAUCUCGAGUAUCUCCUGCUGUGUUGCCAGUAAAUGUUCAAAGACAGAGCAGGCCGGUGUAAUUAAAUUCGCGGACCAAAUCUGCAGCGGCGUUGGCGUUGGUGACCUCCCCACUUCUGCUAGCUGUGCAAGUGGAAGUACAGCGACAGCCACCUCAAAGACAGAAUCGACCGCUACUGGAACAUCGAUGUCGACAACUGGUGUUGGUGCUGGCGCUGCUUCAUCGACAAUCACGUCGGCUGCCAGUACUGCCACUAGUACCGGUGGCGCAGCGCUGGUAGCUCAGAAUAAGGAUGCCACUCUCUAUGCGGCCAUGGGAGUCGCUGCAAUGGCGUUCCUGGCAUAG